Molecule: messenger RNA, 2458 nt
Organism: Condylura cristata (star-nosed mole)
Lineage: Eukaryota; Metazoa; Chordata; Mammalia; Eulipotyphla; Talpidae
Gene: NXPH2
Product: neurexophilin 2
Exons: 2
Coding region: 105-899 (264 amino acids)
Molecular function (GO): signaling receptor binding
Source: RefSeq, a predicted model, not a curated record
GCCGCGCGGUGUCCCCGGCGUCCUCAGUCCUGCCCCCCGAAGUGGAGAUGCGCGAGAGGCAGGCGAGGCCGUGCAGCUCGUGAGACGCCGCGCCAGCCGGCACCAUGCGCCUGCGGCCACUGCCCUUCGUCGUGGUCCCCGGCUUGCUGCAGCUGCUAUUUUGUGACAGUAAAAAGGUGGUGCAUGCCACAGAGGGGCUGGAUUGGGAAGACAAAGAUGCUCCAGGGACACUGGUUGGAAAUGUGGUGCACUCAAGGAUCAUCAAUCCUCUACGCUUGUUUGUUAAACAGUCUCCAGUGCCAAAGUCUGGGCACUUGGCUUAUGCAGACAGCAUGGAAAACUUCUGGGAUUGGCUGGCCAACAUCACGGAGUUUCAGGAGCCACUGGCAAGAACUAAACGGAGGCCAAUAGUAAAAACAGGAAAAUUUAAGAAAAUGUUUGGAUGGGGUGACUUCCAUUCCAACAUAAAAACUGUUAAACUCAACCUCCUCAUCACGGGGAAAAUUGUUGACCACGGAAAUGGAACCUUCAGUGUUUAUUUCCGACAUAAUUCCACAGGCCUGGGCAAUGUUUCAGUGAGUUUGGUUCCCCCUUCCAAAGUAGUGGAAUUUGAAGUGUCCCCACAAUCUACUUUGGAGACCAAGGAAUCAAAAUCUUUCAAUUGUCGCAUUGAGUAUGAAAAAACAGAUAGGGCAAAGAAGACCGCCCUGUGCAACUUUGACCCAUCGAAGAUCUGCUACCAGGAGCAAACUCAGAGUCAUGUGUCUUGGUUGUGCUCCAAGCCCUUCAAGGUCAUUUGCAUUUACAUUGCCUUUUACAGUGUUGAUUAUAAACUUGUGCAAAAGGUCUGUCCUGACUAUAAUUACCACAGCGAGACGCCAUACUUAUCUUCUGGAUGAAUCUUUCCACAGUGAUAGAAAUGAGGGACAAGUGUGUAUUUAAUUAGAAUGACCAGGAAGCAACACCAACUCUUCAUGGUAAAGAAUCCCUUUUGUUUCUGGCAGUGAAUCUUAGUUCCCUAAAAUGUUUCCAAAUUAAAAAAACGAGGAAACAUCUUUUAAUGUGAACUGUAUUUCAGUCAUAAGUACUUUAAUUAAAAGUGUUAACUGUGUAUGAUGCUAAUGCUUUCAAGUAGGAUAGCUAAGUCCUGGAAAUGUUGUUUCUCUAAAAGAAGCAUCAGUGAGAGCCACAGAAGAAAACAAGAACCAAAUUAUGCAUGUGAUACAUAGCUCUUGAAAUGAGCCUGCCUUUGAAAUAUGUUUUGGAAGGUUACCAUAAAAAUAGCAAUUUCAGUCACGUAACUGAAAAGAUUGUAUUUGAUAGACAACUCGCAUUUCUAACAUCAAAUUCUUUUUUUGUUGUUGUUGCUGUCUUUUUCCUACAUCUGUGCUACUAUUGAUAUCAGAGAUGAGGGAGUGAAAUUUGCUUCAAACGUCAUGUGUGAAGUUACAGUGCCACAGUGGAACUAAAUACAUUAUUAUCUGAACUAGUGUUGAAUGGAAUGUGACUGAAACACUUAGACCUGUGUUGGUCACCAUUCUUAUGUGUCUCAUCUGACUAGUAAUAUUGGGGUGUUGGGAAAGCAAAUCUGGAUAAGUCAGUUUAACUUUAAUGAAGACGAUGUUUUUGAUUCUUUUGCCAAAUUUAAUGCUGUGAGGUGGCUUAAAUAAAAGUAAACUUGUAUUCACCCUAAAAGCUCAUUCUAUUUAUUUGAUAGUGUGAUGUUUUAUAUGUGUGUGUGUGUGUGUGUGUGUUUGUGUGUAGAGCAACUCUGAAAUUGAAAAAGAAUGAUGUUUCCCAGGCUAGAAGGAGAAAACAAUUCAAAGAGAAGAGAAGAAAUUCCAGAAUUAUGAUUAUUUCCAACGUUUCAGAUUAAGUUAUCUUUUAAUUUAAUUAUUUGAGUAAGGAUCAAAUUAUAUGUGGGAAUAAAGUUAUAUCCAAACAUUACUAAAUGUUGUCAAGUAUUAAUAACCAAGAGUAAUAGCCAGGUAUUUGAGGUUAUUUACAAAUGUUGUUUCCCAAUCAGUAUUCUUCCCAUCAUCCUUAAGCAGGUAAUGUUCUGGACGGAGAGGGAGCUAGCAUCCAGUGUCAAAGAACUGUAUGGUCUUGUAUUGCAAAAAAGAGGGUCUCACUGACCAGUAAAGUUUCUAACACUUGUGAAGUGUCACUCCUUUUACAACAGAUGUUAACUUACCCUUCCUUAUCUGUAAAAUUAGUCGUGUUAAAUUGAGGAGUAAAGAAAAAUCAGUCCCAACAAAAAUGCUCUUACCACAGUAUUCGAAAAGCUGACAUCUCUAGUGUCUAUUUAACAUCGCCACUUUCCUUUUAUGGUGAUAUCUGCACAGUGUUUGAUUUUGUCUUUUGUAAAAAUUGUACUAGACUUAGUGUAUGGUAAUAUAAGCUUGAAUUUUUGCUCUGAGUUCAUCAGGUGCUUUUGUAUUUUUGUGGUUGGUGUGAA